This is a messenger RNA of Aethalodelphis obliquidens (Pacific white-sided dolphin), 3748 nucleotides long. RefSeq names its product slingshot protein phosphatase 1 (gene SSH1). The record is from RefSeq and is a predicted model, not a curated record. Gene Ontology annotation, molecular function: phosphatase activity; actin binding. The transcript is spliced from 11 exons. Lineage: Eukaryota; Metazoa; Chordata; Mammalia; Artiodactyla; Delphinidae. Bases 916 to 3615 code for a protein of 899 amino acids. Gene Ontology annotation, biological process: protein dephosphorylation; negative regulation of actin filament polymerization.
GAAACUAACAUAACAUUGUAAAGCAAUUAUACUCCAAUAAAGAUGUUAAAGAAAAAAGAAUGGGUAGGACUGCAGGGUGGCACCAGAGAAUUGGCCCAACACAAAAGGCUCAGCCCACUUUGACCCAAAGGGCUUGAAACUACCUUCCCCACAGAUACAGAAGCAGAGGGUGGAAAGGCCCCCCGUGGCUGCCGAAGCUCUGGAGGGAGAGUGGGUGCCUUGAGCCCCAGAGCCGCCUGUGUGCACAGUCGCGUGUGUGUAACUGUACUCCCUGGGGGGCCGUCAGGCGGUAGCAGAGAUGUCAGCACAGGAUCCCUGGAGAUUGUCUGAGCUGCCCUUGGCAGUGACGGCUGUUUCUCACGAGCAGACUCUUUUUCAAAUGCCUGAAGAGUUUUCAUAGUGAUCCGAGGAGACCCUCUGAUAAAGCCCUUUCUUUUCCUCUGUGUUUCUCAGCGGCGCCAGGCUCUAAAGUGGUCAGGUAUCAUUUCACUGUUAGGAUGGGCAAAACAAAAGCAGAUUACACUAGUUUUUAAAACAGCAGCUGCACAAAAGGUACAGAAACAGAGGUCCAGAAGUGAACUCCAGUCAUGGUGUUGGCACUCUCCCCUCCCCUGUCACUCCAGGACAGGAGGCUGGGGGUGGCUGCCACGACCUGCCUGUGUCCCCCGGACUGUGUGUGGCCUUGUGCCAGGCGUGUGCCAGCCAUCAGCGGCUUCAGCCCUGCUGCAGUGUGGGCGUGUGGUCAGCUGGUUACUCCUGGCCCCCGAGAGCCGCAGCUGAGACCUGGCAUUUAGGGAGCUGCAGCCACACCAGAAUGCUGGGGUCAGAGUUCCCUGUGACUGUCUCUAAGCUGGGGUCACUGGCCAUCCCAGACCCACAUCUUCUGGAAUUCAGUGUAAAAGCUGUACCAUUGGGAUGGUUCUCCGACUGUGGAGCGACACAAAAAUCCACCUUGACGGAGACGGUGGAUUCAGCGUCAGCACGGCAGGAAGGAUGCACAUCUUCAAGCCCGUGUCUGUCCAGGCCAUGUGGUCUGCCCUGCAGGUCCUCCACAAGGCCUGCGAGGUGGCACGCAGGCACAACUACUUCCCCGGGGGCGUGGCGCUGCUCUGGGCCUCCUACUACGAGAGCUGCAUUGGCUCCGAGCAGAGCUGCAUCAACGAGUGGAACGCCAUGCAGGACCUGGAGUCCACGAGGCCCGACUCCCCCGCCCUGUUCGCGGACAAGCCAACUGAAGGGGAGAGGACGGAGCGUCUCAUCAAAGCCAAACUCCGGAGCAUCAUGAUGAGUCAGGACCUGGAGAACGUGACGUCCAAGGAAAUCCGUAAUGAAUUAGAGAAACAGAUGAACUGUAACUUGAAAGAAUUCAAGGAAUUCAUAGACAACGAGAUGCUCCUUAUCUUGGGACAGAUGGACAAGCCCUCCCUCAUCUUCGACCACCUUUAUCUCGGCUCUGAAUGGAAUGCAUCCAAUCUGGAGGAACUGCAGGGCUCAGGUGUUGACUACAUUUUAAACGUCACUAGAGAAAUAGAUAAUUUUUUCCCUGGCUUAUUUGCGUAUCAUAACAUCCGAGUCUAUGAUGAAGAGACCACAGACCUCCUCGCCCACUGGAACGAGGCGUACCAUUUUAUAAACAAAGCAAAGAGGAACCACUCCAAGUGCCUGGUACAUUGCAAAAUGGGCGUCAGUCGCUCUGCUUCCACGGUCAUAGCCUACGCGAUGAAGGAAUUUGGCUGGCCCCUGGAGAAAGCCUACAACUACGUGAAGCAAAAACGCAGCAUCACACGCCCCAACGCGGGCUUUAUGAGGCAGCUGUCUGAGUAUGAAGGCAUCUUGGACGCCAGCAAACAACGGCACAACAAGCUGUGGCGCCAGCAGCCUGUGGAUGACCCAGCGGGGCCUGGGGACUUCCUGCCGGAGACCCUGGACGGCAGCCCGGAAGCCCAGCCGCCCUGCCUGGAUGCCGCCGCCCAGCCUGGGUUCCCGGGCAGCGGGACCCCGGGGGGACCCGCUCUCCCCUGCUGUCUCCAGCGACUCUCAGACCCCCUGUUGCACUGCCCCAGAGACGAGACGGGCGGCUGGGUCCACCUGGAGGAUCUGGAGAGGGAUGCUCUGCUGGAAGAAGCCGCUCAGCCGGCAGAGGCAUCCAAGCCGGCCGGACACGCCCCAGGAGGUCCUGGACUCUGUGAGAAGGAAGUGAAGAAGAAACCAGAGUUUGGGAGCCCCCACGCCCGGGGUGGCGCGUCGCCGCAGGUGGAGGAGAUGGAAAGGGAGGAGGCCCCGGGAGCAGGGAAGUGGGGGCAGCCUGUUACUGAGCUCGAUAACCUGCUGAAUUGGGAAAACCUAAAUAACAACAACAGCAAGAGGAGCUGCCCGGACGACUUCGAGCACGAUGCGAUCUUUGGGAUCCUUAACAAAGUGAAGCCUUCCUACAAAUCCUGCGCCGACUGCAUGUACCCUGCAGCCAGCGGGAUUCCCGAGGCCUUCGGGGAGCGAUGCAAGAACCCCGGUGCUCCCGCCAUCUGCACCCAGCCCACCUUCCUGCCCCACCUCACGUCUUCCCCCAUGGCCCAUGUGGCCAGCAGGUCCCGAGCUUCAGAGAAACUGUCCUCUGGCCCAACCGAAACUCCCCCAUGCCUACCACCAGCAGGCUCGAGGAGGCCAGACAUCAGUAGCCCUGGGGCUGGGGCUGCCCCAGAGCUACCAGCCAGCCUUUUGGAACCUUCCAGAGAGACUCACAAAGUCCUACCAAAGUCCCUCCUUUUGAAGAAUUCUCACUGUGUUAAGAACGCUCCCAACAUGGAAGUAGCGAAGGACGACUCGCCACCCAAGAAAGAUCCGAAGCCAGCCAAGGACCUGCGGCUCCUGUUCAGUAAAGAAGCCGAGAAACCGACAGCCAACAGCUACCUGAUGCAGCACCAGGAAUCCAUCAUCCAGCUGCAGAAGGCGGGCUUGGUCCGUAAGCACACCAAAGAACUAGAGAGGCUGAAGGGCACGCCGGCCGACCUGGCGGCCCCCUGCAAGGAUGGCCCCGCCAGCAGGCUGGAGGCCAGCAUCCCCGAGGAGAGCCAGGACCCGGCUCUGCCUGGCCAGGCCCAGGGCGACGAGAAGCCCGAGGCUGGCCCCCCUCCGUCAGAAGGAGCCCCACUGAAGAGCCCCCCGCUCUUCCUCUGCCGCCCAGACCACACCAGUCACUUCUCAAAAGACUUCCUGAAGACCAUCUGCUACACCCCGACCUCAUCCUCCAUGAGCUCCAACCUGACCCGGAGCUCAAGCAGCGACAGCAUCCACAGCGUCCGUGGGAAGCCCGGGUUGGUGAAGCAGCGCACGCAGGAGAUCGAGACCCGGCUCCGGCUGGCAGGCCUCACGGUCUCAUCCCCGCUCAAGCGCUCUCACUCCCUCGCCAAGCUCGGGAGCCUCAACCUCUCGACGGAGGACCUGUCCAGCGAGGCCGACGUGUCCACCGUGGCUGACUCCCAGGAUGCCAGGUUGAGCGAGUCUUCCUUCUUGCAUGAGCCCCCAGUGGCCCCCAGGAACCCAACUGCAACCUCUAAACCAUCAGGGAAAUCUGCCCCGGAAAACUUGAAAAGCCCUUCGUGGAUGAGCAAAAGCUGACCCGCCUUUGGCUGCGUUUGGACUUCUGUGAUCCCUCCUUUAGUUUCACUGUGGAUUUUGGUCCACCCCUUCUGUCUUGAUUUCCUUUAAAUAAUUGGCGUUAUCCUUACUUUUCCUCCCCUCUUGCGGCAAA